UUUCAUAUCAAUGGCUGCCGCCUGCCCUAUGUUGUUCUCUUGGUUUUUACGCGUUAAUACUACCAUUCGACUCUGAUAUUCAAUAAUAAACAAAUUAUUGAUAUGGUUAUUGCUGCUUUACCAGUUCCAAGUGACAAUACGGCGCUUGUGGAAGGAAAACAGCAUAAAGGCAGUGGACAUUUCUAAGUAUGGAGGAACCGCAAUUGAAGAGGAAACCAAACGUUAUUGACUGCCACUUGAACAGCUUAAGAACCUCCAAAAAAUCACUCAAUGUUGUCAUGAAUGAUAUGACAUCUCAACCAUUAACCCCAGUUUAUGUUGGACACAUAAAAAAUCCAAGGGACUUAUCAAAAACAGUCUUGCUGUUAAACCAAAAGGUGCCAGUAAAGGAACUUCAACAUUUAAAAAGAGUUAGGAAACACGAAGUAAUCAUAUGUCCCAUAGAGUAUGUUAAUGAUAUGUCAAUAGAGGAUUAUCUAUGUAAGUGUGAUGAGGGGUUUAAAGAUAUAUUUGUGGCGUUUGAAGUGAAAAAUGUGCCCAAGUUACCACCGAAGCUCAAGAAACAGUAUGAAGAUACAAAACUUUUUUGGCCGUGUAAUUUUCAUCCAGAUAAAUAUUUGGAAAAGCUGUUUAGUGGGCAGUUUUUCACAGAACAGGAGUUAGAUUCACAUAGAAGAUAUAUGGAAGCAGCGUUUUUAGCAGCGAAAUGGUUUGAUGUUCAAAAUGUAGCUGUGGUGGUUGAUCCAGCGAUAAGUAGUGUGGUAGCAAUAGGAGAAGAUAACCGAAAAUGCCAUCCAAUGCAACACGCCGCCAUGUUGGCUAUAGAUAAUGUUGCUAGAACACAAAAUGGCGGCGCUUGGCAGUCCCAAAUGGACGAUGACACUUUUAUCGACGUGAAAUUAGUGGCCUUUCUAAAAGAUUUGAAUGUCAAAUUUGGACAUAGACGAUUCAAGAGUAAACAGGAGGAGGAUACAGGGCCAUAUUUGUGUACAGGCUAUGAUGUGUAUAUGAUGAAGGAGCCGUGUGUGAUGUGCGCUAUGGCGUUCGUUCAUGCUAGAGCGAGGCGGAUAUUCUUUGCUAUAGACAAUGAAGAGGAUGGAGCAUUGAAAUCCAGAGUCAAGUUGCAGACUGUGAAGUCUUUGAAUCAUCGUUUUGAAGUUUUUACUGGAUUUUUAUAAAAAGUAGAUCGGCUUUGCCUGACACACAGCCGGUUCAGCGUACGAGCGAGUUAAAUGUGCACAACCUAUUCACAGCUGGGUUUGGAGUUAGGGAUGAGAGUCACACGCUGAAGCUCACAGCCCCAGCUCUAAGAUGGACUGGAUUCUAUGAAAAUAUUUUCAAUGCAAUAGUUCUUUCAUUGUGUUAAUAUGUAUUUUACAUUACAUUUGCACUUGUGUAGUGUAUUCAGAUUCUACACUCCGACGCUCAUUGCGUAGCCAGGACGGCUAAUUAAUCCAGCCUAUCUCUUAAUAUCCUAAAUAAAAGCUCAGAAGCGCACUUUGCAGGCGUCAGAGCGAAUUCACUGUUCCGAGGAUUCCUGCUCAUUGAGAAGCCACAGCCACGCAUUCCAGAACUACGUGGGUGACUGAUUCGACUGCGCUGAAACAGAGGCAUCAGGGACUGUCUGUCGGACAAGGACAAAGAGAUCUUUAUAAAGGAAGAAGUGACCCGUAAUUGUGCUAAUCAUUAUUUUGAGAUUAGUUUAGUUGAGGCUUAGAAGUCGUUUUGUCUUUUGCCCUAACAUUUUUUUAUAAGUGGUUAUGUGUUUUGCUAAAUAUCUUUGUAAUAAAAGUAACUUUAAAUCAUUUUAAGUGUAGAUGUCAUUUUUCGUUUUCAUUUUAUAGAAAUAAAGAAUAUUUU
Pieris brassicae (large cabbage white) is the source of this 1860-nucleotide messenger RNA. RefSeq names its product probable inactive tRNA-specific adenosine deaminase-like protein 3. Gene Ontology annotation, molecular function: tRNA-specific adenosine-34 deaminase activity. Gene Ontology annotation, biological process: tRNA wobble adenosine to inosine editing. NCBI's taxonomy places the organism in Eukaryota, Metazoa, Arthropoda, Insecta, Lepidoptera, Pieridae. The transcript has 2 exons. Gene Ontology annotation, cellular component: nucleus; cytoplasm. The coding region runs from base 189 to 1178 and encodes 329 amino acids. The record is from RefSeq and is a predicted model, not a curated record.